Salvelinus fontinalis (brook trout) is the source of this 2517-nucleotide messenger RNA. Its product is annotated as mucin-5AC-like. Lineage: Eukaryota; Metazoa; Chordata; Actinopteri; Salmoniformes; Salmonidae. Bases 1 to 2517 code for a protein of 838 amino acids. The record is from RefSeq and is a predicted model, not a curated record. The transcript has 9 exons.
AUGCUUUCACAUCCACCUCAGCGCCACCUUCAACAACCACAGGUGCACCUACACGACCACAGCUACUUCCACAACAAUCUCAGCUUCACCGUCGACAACCACAGCUGCACCAACGGCAACUACAGCUCAUGUUACAACUACAGUAGCUCCUACAACAACAGCAGCUUCAACAACAACCCCAGCUGCUCCCACAACAACCACAGUUGCACCAACAAUAACCACAGCUCCACCUACUGCGACCACAGAUACUUCCACGUCGACCUCAGCGUCACCUUCAACAACCACAGCUGCACACACGACAACCACAGCUCCACCUACAGCGACCACAGAUGCUUUCACAUCCACCUCAGCGCCACCUUCAACAACCACAGCAACAGCAGCUCCAACAAUAACCCCAGCUGCUUCCACAACAGCCACAGCUGCACCAACGACAACCACAGCUCCACCUACAGCGACCACAGCUGCUUCCACAACAAUCUCAGCUUCACCGUCGACAACCACAGCUGCACCAACGGCAACUACAGCUCUUGUUACAACUACAGUAGCUCCUACAACAACAGCAGCUUCAACAACAACCCCAGCUGCUCCCACAACAAACACAGUUGCACCAACAAUAACCACAGCUCCACCUACUGUGACCACAGAUACUUCCACGUCGACCUCAGCGCCACCUUCAACAACCACAGUUCCACCAACAAUAACCACAGCUCCACCUACAGCGAUCACAGAUGCUUCGACAUCGACCUCAGUGUCACCUUCAACAACCACAGCUGCACCUACACAUCACCUUCGACAACCACAGCUGCACCUACAGCAACAACAUCUUCUCCAACAACAGCCACAGCUGCACUAACAGCAACAGCUUCUCUCACAACAACCACAGAUGCUCCAACGUCAACAACUGUUUCUGUUACAACAACAAUGGCUUCAACAAUAACAGCAGCUCCAACAACAACAGAAGCACCAACAACAACCCCAGCUGCUCCCACAACAACCACAGUUGCACCAACAAUAACCACAGCUCCACCUACAGCGACCACAGAUGCUUCCACAUCGACCUCAGCAUCACCUUCGACAACCACAGCUGCACCUACAGCAACAACAUCUUCUCCAACAACAGCCACAGCUGCACUUACAGCAACAGCUUCUCUCACAACAACCACAGAUGCACCAACGUCAACAACUGUUUCUGUUACAACAACAAUGGAUUCAAAAACAACAGCAGCUCCAACAACAACAGAAGCACUAACAACAACCCCAGCUGCUCCUACAACCACAGUUGCACCAACAAUAACCACAGCUCCACCUACAGCGACCACAGAUGCUUCGACAUCGACCUCAGCAUCACCUUUGACAACCACAGCUGCACCUACAGCGACAACUGACACUUCCACAAUGACCUCAGCUGCACCAACGACAACCAUAGCUCCACCUACAGCGACCACAGAUGCUUUCACAUCGACCUCAGCCAACAGCAGCUCCAACAAUAACCCAAACUGCUUCCACAACAGCCACAGCUGCACCAACGACAACCACAGCUCCACCUACAGCGACCACAGCUGCUUCCACAACAAUCUCAGCUUCACCGUCGACAACCACAGCUGCACCAACGCUGCACCAACGUCAACAACUGCUUCUGUUAAAACAACAAUGGCUUCAACAACAACAGCUCCAACAACAACAGAAGCACCAACAACAACCCCAGCUGCUCCUACAACCACAGCUGCCCCAACGACAACCACAGCUCCACCUACAGCGACCACAAAUGCUUCUACAUCGACCUCAGCGCCACCUUCGACAACCACAGCUGCACCUACAGCAACAACAGCUUCUCCAACAACAGCCACAGCUGCACAAACAACACCUAAAGUUUCUCAUACAACAACAAUGGCUCCAACAACAGCAGCUCCAACAACAACCACAGUGGCUCCCUCUACAACAACAACUGCCAUAACAACAACAACAGCAACAACAAAAGCUUCUGUAACAACCACCCCUACUAGCCCUACCAGAACUACACCUAACCUCACAACAAUCACAGGUGCUCCAAAGACAUCCACAGCUGCAUCCACAGCUACCACAGCUGCUCCCACGACAACCACAGAUUCACCAACGACAACCACAGCAGCUCCCACAACCACAACAUUUACACUAACAUCCCCAGCUGCUGCUAUGACAACAGCCACCCCUACAACAACUACAACUGCUCCCACAACAACCACAGCAGUGCCAACAUCAACCACAGCAGCUCCCACUACACUCACAGCUUCACCAUCGACAACCACAGUUGCUGCAAAGAUCACCAACUCCCACCACACAACAACCAACGUUUCAGCCACAACAACCACAGCUGCUCCCGGCACGUGCGGAGCCCAGGCACAGGACGCACUGAACUGUCACAGCGCACUGGUGACACAGUGCGCAGAGCAGGCGCAGGAUACCCGAGGCCGAAACGGCGCAGCGGAGACCAAGAGCGCUGAGCUGGCACAAUCUGCCCUGGCUGGAUUCCCACUCUAG